Messenger RNA from Mercenaria mercenaria, 695 nucleotides. RefSeq lists its product as uncharacterized. NCBI's taxonomy places the organism in Eukaryota, Metazoa, Mollusca, Bivalvia, Venerida, Veneridae. The coding region runs from base 38 to 607 and encodes 189 amino acids. The record is from RefSeq and is a predicted model, not a curated record. The transcript has 3 exons.
AUAAACCUCGCACACAUAAAACAGUUUAUUUUUUGAGAUGGCUGGACAGAAUCAAAAUGGAAAUUUAAGGUUUAAUGGAUUUUUAAUAAUCGUAAUAAGUCUCAUCCCAGCGUCUGAUGCACAAUGUAGUCCAACUACAUCCGGUACCAAGCGAUUCGGAACUGGCUGUAAAUACGCAUGCCACUGCAACAACAAUGAACAAUGUGAUUAUACUACAGGUGAAUGUGGUUCAGGAUGUGACUUUGAAUGGGUCGGCCCCAGCUGCCAGUAUAAAAAUAUCGCACUUGGACAGAUAUCUCGCCAUAUCGAUAAUAUAGUAAGUGCACAGUGGUCAUCAAACGCUAAUGAUCAAGAUUUAUCUACGUGCAGUUACACUGACAGCGCUAACCCACUUGAAAGGCAGACUACGAGUCUCAGAUCAGCUGCACCUUGGUGGUCCCUUUGGCUACCUAAUCAUGCAAGAUUCAGAGAGCUCUUGUUUGUUACCAGACACGAUUCCUUGUGUAAGACCUGUACAGUGAUCUUUAGAGGUGUUGCCAGUUUUCGAUGGUUUAUCAGAGAACAUUACCAAAUCAGCGUGUUACAUUUGAUUAUAUGGUUUAAUUGAGUAUUUUAGUUUCCAUAUAUUUCAUUGAUACUUCACAACAAUUUGAAUAAAUAAUCUUUUACAAUUUUGAUCAUGCUAAAUUUUGAUU